Penicillium cinerascens is the source of this 2094-nucleotide messenger RNA. RefSeq names its product J domain-containing protein. Gene Ontology annotation, molecular function: transmembrane protein transporter activity; RNA binding. Gene Ontology annotation, biological process: SRP-dependent cotranslational protein targeting to membrane; post-translational protein targeting to endoplasmic reticulum membrane. The transcript has 5 exons. The record is from RefSeq and is a predicted model, not a curated record. Gene Ontology annotation, cellular component: Sec62/Sec63 complex. NCBI's taxonomy places the organism in Eukaryota, Fungi, Ascomycota, Eurotiomycetes, Eurotiales, Aspergillaceae. Bases 1 to 2094 code for a protein of 697 amino acids.
AUGUCGUCGGACUACACCUAUGAUGAGCAGGGACAAUUCUUCCCCUUCUUCAUCUUGACCUUGAGCGGCCUGGUCACUCUUCCUCUCACCUAUAACCUCCUCCGACCAAGCAAAGAGCUUGAAAAUACCGCUCCCCGCAUCAAAUCCGACUUCAAGCCUCAACAUGCCGACCUCGUCGAGGCGCAGAAGCGCAAGCGUCUGCGCAAGGAGCGCCGAAUCAAGCGCAUUAUCACCGUAAUUCUCGGAUACGUGGUCAUGGCCUGGAUGGUCUAUCUGAUCAUGGUCACGGCCCGGACCACCACCAAAGUAUAUGACCCGUACGAUAUUUUGGGCGUCUCAAGGAGCGCCGACGAGAAAGCUAUUUCCCGACACUACAAGCGCCUCUCCCUCAUCUAUCACCCCGAUAAAAUUCGACCUGACCCCUCCAAGAACGAAACCAUCGAGACCCUGAACGAGCGCUUCGUGGAGCUCACCAAGGCUUACAAGGCACUGACUGACGAGGAUAUCCGUAACAACUAUCUCCAGUAUGGCCACCCCGACGGCAAGCAGAGCUUCAGCAUUGGCAUUGCUCUUCCUAAGCUCAUCGUCAUGGAAGGCAAUGGAAAAUACGUGUUGCUGGUUUAUGGAGCCCUCCUGGGUGUUCUUCUGCCGUACAUCGUCGGCAAGUGGUGGUACGGCUCUCAGCGCUACACUAAGGAGCGUGUUUUGGUCGCCAGUGCCGGGAACAUCUUCCGCGAAUACAAGGAAGACAUCACCGACGGUGGCAUUGUUAGCGCCUUGUCUUCCGGCGAGGAGUUCAAGGAUAUGCUGAAGGGUGCUCAGGCUGAAACGGGUCUCGCAAAGCUAGAGAAGAACGUAUUGGCCGAUAAAUGGGCUUUCCUCUCUGCCAAGGACCGUGAGACUAUCAAGCAAAUGGACAACACAACUCGGCGAAAGGCUCUGGCUUUGCUGUGGGCUUAUUUGGGCCGAAUCGACCUUGGCGAUGCUACCCUUGACGCUGAGAAAUACGAGGCCGCUCCUAUUGCUCUCUCCUUGGGAGAGGCCUUUACUGCGAUCGCUCUGGCUUUCGGCAAUCUUCGACCAAUUCUCGGCGCUUUCCAGACGUCUCAGAACUUGAUUCAGGCGCUGGCUCCGGGUGCGUCGCCGCUUAUGCAACUCCCCAAUUUCACCGACGCCGUGGUUAGGUCCGUGGAAGGCGAGCACACCAAGGAACACAUUACGGUUCAGCAGUUCAUGAAGAUGUCCGAGCAACAACGGCGCAGCCUCACCGUGGGCGCUGGUCUCCUGUCUGAGAAGCAAUACGCUGAUGCCGUCUCGGUUGCACGGCAACUACCCGCACUGGACGUCUCCAGAGCGUUCUUCAAGGUCAUGGGAGAGAAGGUCAUCACUCCUAGCAGUCUGGUACAACUGGUGGUCAAGGCUCGAUUUGUCCCGCCUGGCUGCACCGAAGUCCCGGCAGUGAACGAACUUGAUUUGGAGGACAUUGAUCCGGAUGAGGAUGACCUCGACGCCCUGAUGGGCCGCAAACCGGCCAAGAACCGUGCCACCAAGCUCGUCGACGGUAAGAAGGUUGAGAGCAAGGUGGAAACCAUCCAACCGCCUCUCGCCCACGCCCCCUACUUUGCUCGUGACCACUCCCCUCGCUGGCACAUCUUCCUGGCCGACGCCAAGCAGGGCAAGAUGGCCGUUCCACCAUUCACAUUCACCACAUUCGACAAGCCGAUUCUCGACGAAGCCGGCAAGCCCACAUUCAACGUUCAGACCCUCAAGAUGCAGUUCCAGGCUCCUCCACAGGAGGGCGACUUCACCUUCGUAAUGCACAUGGUCUGCGACAGCUAUCUGGGCCUAGACACCAAGAUGGAGAUUACGCUGCACAUUGACGACCCGGCCAAGGCAGCAACCGUGGAAGAGGAGGACGAAAUCAGCGAACCAGAUGAGGACUCCAUCGCCGGCCAGAUGCAUGCACUCAAGACUGGCCAACCCCCGAAGAAGAAGACCAGGAAGCCUUCCGACUCCUCCAGCGAGGAGAGUGACACCGAUGGCGAUGCAGGCGAUACCAGCGACACCGACACAGAGACGGAAGAUGAGGAUUGA